AUGGCAUUUUUGGCGAAAAAUGAAAGAUAUAAAUUCUACAAACGUGUCCAACAGCCAGGAGAGUCAAUAAAUGUUUACUUAUCGGAAUUGCGGAAAUUAGGCGUAACAUGUAAGUUCACAGAUUUAAAUACGUCACUAAGAGAUCAACUUGUUGUAGGUAUCCGCUCUGAGACGGCACAGAAACGUCUGUUUCUUGAAGAUGAUAACCUGACCUUAGACAAUGCUGUCAAGAUUGCCACAAGUCAGGAAGCUGCGGAUAGCAGUACUCAAUUAAUUCGGCAAAAUAAUAGUCAUGUUGUUGCCACAAAUCAAACUAAUAAAGUGAAAUUGUCAUCUAAGCAGUCUCAUCCGAACAAGUCAAAACAGAAUAAAUUCAAGUGUAUCGGCUGUGGAGGAAAGCAUCAAAAAAAGGAUUGCCCACACAAAGAAGUUAUCUGUCACCGUUGUAAUAAAUCUGGUCACUUUGCGAAUCGAUGUCUAUCACAGCUUAAAGGCGAAGGUGCAGAAGGAAAAUAUAAAACUAGUCAAAUCAAGAAUGUCAAGCAAGUACCAUACGAUAGUCCUAUCAUAAUAAAUGUUCGUUUGAAUGGAAUUUCAACGGAUCUAGAAUUAGAUACUGCUUCGGGCACUAGUUUUAUUACACCUAAUAUAUGGAAGAAAUUGGGAUGCCCCAAACUUCGUCCUAGCAACAAGAGAUUCAGAACAUAUACAGGACAGAAGUUUGAAUCAAGAGGAAUAUUUCUUUGUACUGUCGAGUACAAUCAGCAAACAGUUAAACAUCAGAUACACGUUUCUGAGGGAUCUAGUCUUUUUGGUCGUGAUCUGUUGAGGAAAAUUCAAAUUGAUUGGACAUUGAUAAAGAAACAAUGUUCUCAGGAGAUUUUAAGCGUACAAUAAAUAAUCAACUACAUAUUCAGCAGUAUCCUCUUG
Molecule: messenger RNA, 930 nt
Organism: Wasmannia auropunctata (little fire ant)
Lineage: Eukaryota; Metazoa; Arthropoda; Insecta; Hymenoptera; Formicidae
Exons: 3
Coding region: 1-897 (298 amino acids)
Molecular function (GO): nucleic acid binding; zinc ion binding
Source: RefSeq, a predicted model, not a curated record